Messenger RNA from Exophiala viscosa, 2078 nucleotides. RefSeq names its product tyrosine decarboxylase. Bases 448 to 2022 code for a protein of 524 amino acids. Gene Ontology annotation, cellular component: cytoplasm. The transcript has a single exon. Gene Ontology annotation, molecular function: carboxy-lyase activity; pyridoxal phosphate binding. The record is from RefSeq and is a predicted model, not a curated record. Gene Ontology annotation, biological process: carboxylic acid metabolic process. NCBI's taxonomy places the organism in Eukaryota, Fungi, Ascomycota, Eurotiomycetes, Chaetothyriales, Herpotrichiellaceae.
UUUCAUUCGAUUGCCGUCUUGCAUUGUGAUCUCGCUUCUAUCGGAACGAUGCUUGUUUAUUUAACUGUUGAGGACAGGUCAAUCUCGAGCACAGAGUUGCGGAGACAAACGAGUCCCACCAGAGAACCUCGCAAACUACUGCCCAGAAUCUGACCUUCCAUCAACGCCAUUACGCAAGGUGACAUUUGUGCAAUUCAUUACUAACCCGCCUGAUGUGCCGUCCACAUUUCCGUGGAGCAGCAAAAGCUUUAUAUUCUGAGAGAGUCAUAUUCCUUACGUGGUUGUAGUAUGUGAAACGACAAAGCGCUAAGCCAGGAUUACAGACCUUCUUGAAGCUGGUUCCUUUAAUAGAUCUAAGCACUCAUGAGUCAUAUACGAGCAUAUAUGUGCCAGACCGACUGAAUUGUUAUACCACAUCGCGGCAUCGAGAAGCGGACCGCCCAAGCUAUGGACCAGAAAACCAGCCUGGAGGACAUUGUUGCGCAAUUACAAAACCUAUUAUCGACAUCGAAUCUGAGAAAGACACAUGCUCAGGCCGGCGAUACCAUCGGGUCUCAACCCAUACUCCCCGUAGGCACACCGAAUCUGGCCGAGCUUCAGUCCCAUGUCGAUCUAUCCUCUACCAUACUGUCCGACAAUGCGACCGACCUAUCCGCACUCGCAGAACACCUAUCCAGCAAGGUCCUUCCGUAUCUGAACCUCGGAUCCCUCUCACCAAAUUACUACGGCUUCGUGAUCGGCGGAGCCACUCCUGCCGCCCUCCUAGGCGACUUCCUCGCCUCGAUCUACGAUCAGAACGUGCAUGUCCAUCUCCCCGCCGAAACUGUCGCCACGACUCUCGAAAUCGCGACACUGAAUCUCCUAGUGCAGCUGUACCGCCUUCCCGCACCGGAAUGGACGAUAGGCGGCUCCGGUCCUGGCGGCGGCACAUUCACCACGGGUGCGACGGCAAGCAACGUCCUCGGCCUGGCACUGGGCCGUGAGUACGUGCUGCGCGAGGCCGUGCAAAGGGCAGGUCUUGGUUCCGAGUGGAGUUGCGGUGCCUCUGGCGUCGCAGAGUCGAUGAUCCAAGCUGGCGUGCAGACGAUCCAAGUUCUCAGCACGCUGCCGCAUUCAAGUCUCGCCAAGGCGGCCAGUAUCGUCGGCAUAGGACGGAAAAAUUUCAUUUCAAUUGCGACAGACAACCAUCCGUUGCAGAUCGACAUGGCCAGGCUAGACAUCGAGGCAAGGCGACCAGGCGUCCUCAACAUUCUGGCCAUUUCGGCAGGUGAGGUCAAUACAGGUCGGUUUGCCACGGCCUCGCUCAGCACGAUGAAACAGUUGCGCGAGAUCUGCGAUAAAUAUAAGAUAUGGAUCCAUGUUGACGGCGCGUUUGGGCUGUUCGGUCGCAUUCUGCCUACUUCCGACCAGGAAUUCUCCGAAAUCGUGCGUGGUGUCGAGGGUCUCGAGCUGGCCGACUCCAUCACAGGCGAUUGUCACAAACUGCUCAAUGUCCCGUACGAUUCUGGCGUAUUCUUCACCAGGCACAAGACGCUAAGCGAGAAUGUCUUUGGAAAUGGCAAUGCCGCUUAUUUGACAAGCGCAUUAGGCGACGGUGAUGCCAUACAAUCGCCGCUGAACAUUGGCAUAGAAAAUUCGCGACGGUUUCGUGCUUUGCCGGCGUACUGUACGCUCAUAGCAUACGGACGUGAAGGCUACGUUGAUAUGCUGAAGCGGCAGAUCGGUCUUGCUAGAAGAGUGACCAUGUGGUUGCUUGACAACGAUAAGUUUGAGGUCCUUCCUGUCGGUGGGACUGACCAGGAGAUCCUGGCGAAGACAUAUAUGGUAGUUUUGUUCCGAGUGAAAGAUCCGGUACGGAACACAGGCUUCGUCAAAAGAGUCAACGCCACGGGAAACAUAUAUCUUAGUGGCACAGUCUGGGACGGCAAGCCUGCUGCACGGAUAGCGGUGAGUAACUGGCAGGUGGACGUGCAGAGAGACGGGGAUUUGAUUGAGGACGUGCUAGAAGAAGCUGCUGGAUAGGACCUUUGAUGGCUUGCUCUGCAUCCAAAGCAUACUGAAGUGGACAUCGUGGGACC